CCCGCCCGCUCGGCGCGGGAAGCGGAAGCGGCGCGGCCUGGCGCGGCGGCGGAAGCCGUUCCGCCUUUCCGGAGCGCGGCGUGCUCGGAGCCAUGAGCGUCCCGGCCUUCAUCGACAUCACCGAGGAGGAUCAGGCUGCAGAACUGCGAGCUUACCUGAAAUCCAAAGGAGCAGAAAUCUCUGAAGAAAACGCUGAAGGCGGACUUCAUGUGGACUUGGCACAGAUUAUUGAAGUGUGUGAUGUGUGCCUGAAAGAGGAUGACAAAGAUGUGGAGAGUGUGAUGAACAGCGUUGUCUCUCUGCUUCUUAUCCUGGAACCUGACAAACAAGAAGCACUGAUUGAAAAUCUAUGUGAGAAGUUAGUAAAGUUUCGAGAAGGAGAGCGCCCAUCUCUUAGACUGCAGCUCCUGAGCAAUCUCUUCCAUGGCAUGGACAAGAACACUCCUGUGAGGUACACAGUGUACUGCAGCCUUCUCAAAGUGGCCUCGUCCUGUGGUGCCAUCCAGUACAUUCCAACUGAACUAGAUCAGGUCCGAAAAUGGAUUUCUGACUGGAAUCUGGCUACAGAGAAAAAGCACACUCUCCUGAGACUGCUAUAUGAUGUCCUAGUAGACUGCAAGAAAAGUGACACUGCAGCAAAAGUAAUGGUGGAGCUAUUGGGAAGUUACACAGAGGACAAUGCUUCCCAGGCUAGAGUUGAUGCUCACAGAUGUAUUGUACGAGCAUUGAAGGAUCCAAAUACCUUUCUUUUUGAUCAUCUUCUUGCCUUAAAACCAGUUAAAUUUUUGGAAGGAGAACUUAUUCAUGAUCUUUUGACAAUUUUUGUAAGUGCUAAACUAGCGUCCUAUGUCAAGUUUUAUCAGAACAACAAAGACUUCAUUGACUCCCUGGGCUUGUUGCAUGAACACAAUAUGGCCAAGAUGAGGCUCCUUACUUUCAUGGGAAUGGCUGUAGAGAAUAAAGAAAUCUCAUUUGACACAAUGCAGCAGGAACUCCAGAUAGGGGCUGAUGAUGUGGAAGCAUUUGUCAUUGAUGCUGUAAAAACAAAGAUGGUGUACUGCAAAAUAGAUCAGACACAAAGGAAAGUCAUUGUCAGUCACAGCACACAUCGGACUUUUGGAAAGCAGCAGUGGCAGCAAUUGUAUGACACUCUAAACACCUGGAAACAAAAUUUGAAUCAAGUGAAAAACAGUCUCCUCAGUCUCUCAGACACAUAAGAUUUUUUUUUUGACCUGGUAAUAUUGCUAUAGAUGAACUUUAUUCAAUACUUUGAUAAUUUGUGACUGUUUCCAAAAAAAAGUAUGCAAUUGACUUAAAGAAGCUAAAUAUUUUAAAUUGAAACACCAAAAAAAAAAAAAGAGGCAAUAAAACUAACAUGGGAAAAGGUCUUCUGUUGAUUUUCUUACAUAAUCAGCAACAGGAAACUGAUGAUAUUGGUUAUGUUUCUUUUUGUUCAUUUUACAGUAUGGAGGUCUUUCUUUGCAAGAGGUGUGGGGAGAAAGGGAGGGAGGUCAGAAAAAAAAAUAGUGCAAGUAUUUUUAAGUAAGAGAAAAAUUCCCUUAGACCCAAGGGGGAAGAAAUGUGACCCAAUAGAAGUGAAGCUUCAUAAAGCCAGAUCUGCUGCCUUAUCGCUGUAAUUAUGCCUGAUCCUUCACUAUUGAAAGACCUCACUGAAACAGAAACUACAACAGAUAGAUUUAAAUAAUUUGGCGGUAAAGGUGAACAGAAGUUUUUUCUGUUCUUCUGCUGCUUAGAACUGCUGGAAGUAGUUGUAAAUAUUUGCAGAACCCAUUGUAUUCUGAAAGAGUUUAGAGGUGAUUUUGCCUGAAAACUGAGUGACCAGUCUGUCAGAGAAAAUGAAUUGAACUAUUUCAGCCAAAACUUCUGAGGAGCAGGAGAAGGAUACUGUUAAGUAAUUAUUCAAUUUUACUAAACAUAUAUAAAAACAUUAACUUAAGAACUUUUAAACUUUGGGCAAAGCAAAUAAUAACUUGAAUUUGAUUGGAGAAGCAGAGCUAACAUUAGGGGUAGGAAUUGCAUACAUUUUGGAACAGAAGAACUGUUAACAUGUUAUAUUAAACAUGAAAGUACACAAACAAACCGUAUUUUGUGGGAAUACCUAUACAAAUCUGGGUUAGGUAAGUGAUCUGUCUAUGCCUAAAGAAUGCUUAUCUCCUGGUGCUUGUCUUCACUGGCCUUCUUCGUAUUUUCUCUUUUUUGCUGAAUGAAGUCUCUCCAAAUUCAGUAAUUUCUCAAUUCCUCCUAUUUGGUUUUGUAUAACGGAGUUCCGAAGAGAGCAGCUGUCCUCACCUUUGAGUGCUUUGUCACUUCUUGCUGGACUGACUGUCAUGUGAGAAGAUUUCUGCUUGUUCUGUAAAGCAGCAAAUCCUUCUUUAACCUGACAGAAUACAAAUCUUAGCAGUUGAUAAUUCACAUACAAAGGUUCAGAUUGUUGGAUUCUGCUGAACAUUAAGCAAGCGAGGAAGUAAAUAAAACAAUUGGAGAAAACACAUUUAAUUUGAAGCAUUUGCAUCGUAUUUAACUUAGAAAAUUUGAUAAUGACAAUUACACUUUUAUAAACCAACCUUAACUAAA
Molecule: messenger RNA, 2595 nt
Organism: Taeniopygia guttata (zebra finch)
Lineage: Eukaryota; Metazoa; Chordata; Aves; Passeriformes; Estrildidae
Gene: EIF3M
Product: eukaryotic translation initiation factor 3 subunit M
Biological process (GO): cytoplasmic translational initiation
Cellular component (GO): eukaryotic translation initiation factor 3 complex; cytoplasm
Molecular function (GO): translation initiation factor activity
Source: RefSeq, a predicted model, not a curated record